Messenger RNA from Lathyrus oleraceus (garden pea), 606 nucleotides. RefSeq lists its product as uncharacterized. Bases 1 to 606 code for a protein of 201 amino acids. Gene Ontology annotation, biological process: DNA integration. The record is from RefSeq and is a predicted model, not a curated record. The transcript is spliced from 2 exons. Gene Ontology annotation, molecular function: nucleic acid binding. Lineage: Eukaryota; Viridiplantae; Streptophyta; Magnoliopsida; Fabales; Fabaceae.
AUGGGAAUCAAAUUAUUGACUUCUACGCCUUAUUACGCACAGGCAAAUGGCCAAGUAGAAACGGCCAAUAAAGUGAUCAUUAGCUUAAUAAAGAAACAUGUAGGCAAGAAGCCAAGAAAUUUGCAUAAGACGUUAGAUCAAGCUUUGUGGGCAUGUCGAACGUCGCCAAAAGAAGCAACCGGAACAACUCCAUUUCGACUGGUAUAUGGGCACGAUGCAGUGUUACCAGUAGAGAUUCAGGUUCAUGCAGUUAGAAUCCAGAGGCAACAUGAAAUACCUUCUGAAGAUUAUUGGAGCAUGAUGGCAGACGAACUGGUUGAGUUAGAUGAGGAAACAAUGUUAGCCUUGGAUUCAUUACAAAGGCAGAAAGAAAAAGUCGCCAGAGCCUACAAUAAGAAGGUGAAGGGAAAAAUGUUUGUUGUCGACGAUUUAGUUUGGAGAGUGAUCUUGCCUAUGGAUAGAAAUGAUAGAGUUUUGGGUUGGAGAAGACUAUGUUUGAAACCAGCUAUAAAAGCACAGAAAGUUAAAUAUACACAGUGCUGGAAAAUAAAAUAUUGGCAUAAAAAUUGGCAAAAAGCCAUUGUUCAAAUAUUACAUAAAAAAUAA